Messenger RNA from Lycium ferocissimum, 2865 nucleotides. Its product is annotated as pentatricopeptide repeat-containing protein At1g09190. NCBI's taxonomy places the organism in Eukaryota, Viridiplantae, Streptophyta, Magnoliopsida, Solanales, Solanaceae. The transcript has a single exon. Gene Ontology annotation, molecular function: RNA binding; protein binding. The coding region runs from base 652 to 2214 and encodes 520 amino acids. Gene Ontology annotation, biological process: RNA modification. The record is from RefSeq and is a predicted model, not a curated record.
GUAAACUGUGAUUUUUUUCCUGUAACCUUUAUUAUGUAUAUUUACGGAGCAAUGAAUGGCGAGGCGUAUACACGAGGGAACUGAAACUCUGAAAGGAUAAACAAUCAUAACUAUUUCAUUUUCGAGGUUCCGCACAUUCCAGAUACUCUUGUAUAAAUAUUUUGCGUCGAUUGUCAGAUAACAAAGCCUUUUGAAAUGGAAAGUUAACAAAUUCUUUGUAUUGUUUUGGAUUGAAAAAAAGUUGAAUAUGAACAUAAGAAAUCACAGGCACACGAGGGGUAACCUAACAAUCAAUGAAGUAGGCAGAAAUCAUGAAUGACUAGUGUUCAACAUCUUAGCAUAGACAGACAAAAAAAAAAAAAGGCUAGUGAUUUCUUUUCUUCUGCUUAACUUUUGAGAAUAGAGUUAAUGAUACUUGUUGCAAAGUGGAGGUGAAUUCAGGAUUGAAGCUUUUAAGAUUUUUAGCCUAGAAAUUAUUUUCUUAAAGUUACGGAUUUUAGAUGAACCAGAUACCUGAAAGCUCCAUCCGGCUCAGUAGGUAGCCUGUCUUUGUAGUCGAAGUGCCCAAAGAGAAAAAAAUGGAAGAUGCACGAGCAAUUUCCUGGAAGAUGAAUUUUGAAUAACCCGAUUUCCAUAGGCAAAUGAAUUGCGAUGAAAUGGUCUUUCUUCAAACUAAAUAGAAGCACUUCCCGCCAAAGGUUAAGUCCUACUGCACUAUCUCAAUUAUCUGUCUCUUUGCUUCUUGUUGUUGUUGUUCAUAUGAAGAGAGGUAGCCGAGAAGUUGAGCGGAGUAUACUCCAUCUACUCCACGGCCAAAAAUCUCGAACUCAACUCACUCAAAUCCAUGGCCACAUCCUUCGCCACAACCUUCACCACUCUAAUCAGCUCAUCUCUCACUUCAUUUCCAUAUGCGCCUCUCUUAACAGAAUGCUUUACGCUUCCCUCAUAUUUCAACACUUUCAAAAUCCCAAUAUCUUCCUUUUCAACUCCGUCAUCAAAGGUUACUCCUUAAAUGGCCCUUAUCAAAAUUCUGCCGUCAUUUUUUCCUCUAUGAAACGACGUGGCAUUUGGCCUGAUGAGUUCACUCUUGCUCCUUUACUUAAAGCUUGUGUUAAUCUUGAGGAUUUGAGAUUGGGUCAAGGUGUACAUAAGCAUGUGCUCUCACUUGGGUUUGAGAGAUUUGGGUCGAUAAGGGUUGGGGUUGUUGAGUUGUACUCUGGAUGUGGGAGGAUAAAUGAUGCGAAGAAGAUGUUCGAUGAAAUGCCUCAAAGAGAUGUGAUUCUUUGGAAUUUGAUGAUUAAGGGUUAUUCUCAAACUGGAAAUGUGGAUAUGGGAUUUUUGUUGUUUAGGGAAAUGGGUGAGAGGACUGUUGUUUCUUGGAAUUUGAUGAUUUCGUCGUUAGCACAAAAUGGGAGGGAAAAGGACGCUUUGGAACUUUUUCAUGAAAUGAGGAAUAGUGAGUUUGAGCCUGAUGAAGCUACUGUAGUUACUGUGUUACCUGUUUGUGGUCAAUUAGGAGAGCUUGAUUUGGGAAUGUGGAUUCAUUCUUAUGUUAAGUCUAAAGGCCUUUAUCCCAAACUCGUAUCCGUUGGCAAUGCAUUGGUUGAUUUCUUUGGAAAAUCUGGUGAUUUGGAGACUGCUUUUACGAUAUUCAAGGACAUGCCUAGGAAAAAUGUAGUUUCUUGGAAUGCGGCGCUAUCAAACUGUGCUUUUAACGGGAAGGGUGAAUUGGGAGUCCAAUUGUUUGACGAGAUGUUAGAUGAAGGUGUGAGACCUAAUGAUUCGACUCUUGUGGGUGUUUUAGCAUGUUGUGCCCAUGCAGGUUUGAUUCAAAGAGGGGGAGAUUUGUUUGAUUCUAUGAUUGCUAAUCAUGGUAUAGAGCCAACAAUUGAGCACUAUGGAUGCAUGGUUGAUCUUCUAGGUCGUGGUGGUUGUCUAAAAGAGGCUCAUAAACUGGUGAAAACCAUGGCAAUGAAACCGAAUGCUGCUAUAUGGGGUGCAUUGGUUAGUGCUUGUCGUACUCAUGGUGAAAUGGAGCUCGCCGAAUGUGCACUCAAGGAACUUAUUAAACUUGAACCUUGGAAUUCCGGUAACUAUGUAUUGUUAUCCAAUAUUUAUGCUGAUAGAGGAAAAUGGGAAGAAGUUGAAAAGGUGAGAGUGUUGAUGAGGGGAAAUAGCAUUAAGAAAUCACCAGGACAGAGCACAGUUGUUUGAUCGUUUGUUGACUUUAUUCAUCAUGUGGCUAGUCUUUAGCUGCACCCUAGACUAUUGGGUGUUUGCUCAUUGCAUCAAGAUAUGGCCCCUUGCUUCUAUGAACAGAUCUUUUCCUCAACUAAAUCAAUGAAUGGCAAUAAUCCCCAAGGAGAGAAACAUAUUGAAGGGAUUUUGACUUUCUUUGAACUUUGAAUGCAUGAAAGUGAAUUGAACUUGAAGAACCCCGCUUUGCAGUUUAGACAGUAUGAUGCAAGUCUAAAGUAAAAAAAGAGAGCUCCAUAUGGCCUUAGCUCUGAAACUGGAAUUUGGUUGAGCCAUUUUUCCUGGCUUUUAUUCCCGUAUGAUUUAACUGUUUUGUCUCACUUUUUUUUUUUGAUUGGGAAAUUGAAAGCAAGAGGGGUUGAGUUGCUGAUAGUAUUUUGUGAGUUAUGGCAGUAAUGUUAUAGUUUAGACAUGGGGUAGAAGAGGAGAAUGGAAAGAAACUUGCUAGAUGUGCAAGUCACCACUUCUAGGCUCCAUCUCCUGUUUCCUGUUUUGUUGUAUUUCUCUUCAAUUGAUGUACUAACAAAGAGUAAAAAAGAUACUCCUAGUUAAAAGAUCAAAUUGGGUCUUUUUUCUUCUUUUUAUAAGCGAAGAAAUGGCCAAUGGGUA